AUGGCCCAACAAGAGCAACUCGCUAAACAACGACUGAUCUAUUCCAUUUUGAAGUUUCUUGAUAAAGAAAUUCAAGCUGAAUCAGCCAAUGCUGAACGACGUGAGAGUAUUGAAGUUGCCGUGCAAUGUAUCGAAACGGCAUUUGAAGUAUCUCUGGCCAAUCCACCGAAUGAUUUGAAUCGCAAUGAACCUAUUGAUCUUUUGUCCGUUGUAUCAAAUAAAACAUCAAUGAACAUGCCAUUAACUGAUGACAUGCGUCAGCAAGCUGAUAAAUUCAAAAAUCAAGGAAAUGAAUUUGUUAAACAAGAGAAGUAUAAAGAAGCUUUAGAAGCGUAUAAUUCCGCAAUACAAAUUGAUCCAAACAAUUCCAUUUAUUAUUGCAAUCGUGCCGCUGCUCAUAACAAAUUAAACAAUAAUGAACAAGCAUUGAAUGACUGCUUCCGUUCGAUCGAGAUUGAUCCCAAUUACAGUAAAGCAUACGGCAGACUUGGUGUGAUCUAUCUGUCAUUGGACAAAGUCCAUGAAGCGUUAGAUGCUUAUAAAAAAGCGCAUGGACUUGAACCAACUAAUGACAAUUAUAAACAAUCGAUUAAACUUUGCGAAGAUCGACUCAGUGGAGCAAAUAAUGCCGGUGCAGCGGGUGCAACUGGUGGUUUCAAUUUACCACCCAUGUUCAGUUCUUUAUUAGGUGGUGCUGCAGGUGGACCUGAUAUGAUGUCCAUUUUCAAUAAUCCAGCUUUAAUGAAUAUGGCAUCACAGUUUGUUCAAAAUCCUCAAGUUCAAGGAUUAAUGGCUAAUUUAGUAACUAACUUAGGUGGACAAGAAGGUGGUCAAGUUGGUUUGGAAACUUUAUUACAAACUGGUCAACGUAUGGCAAGUGAAUUGUCUGCUACAAAUCCUGAUUUGAUUGAAACACUUCGUCGUAACAUUGGCAAUCGUCCACCCCCAAACGGUGACAACAAUUCAUCACCAAAUUCCGAUCAAAACAAACCAUCAUCAUCAUAA
Molecule: messenger RNA, 1005 nt
Organism: Adineta ricciae
Lineage: Eukaryota; Metazoa; Rotifera; Eurotatoria; Adinetida; Adinetidae
Source: the annotation of a GenBank genome assembly